AUGCCGCCACGCAAUCCUUCCCCCCCUCCCACCACCCCCGCCCCCCCCCUACACACCCCCCGCAUCCAUCUCAUCUCUCAAUCCAUCCACUCUCCUCUACCUAAACCACAAUCCCAGCCCCCCUGCACCCCUCCACUCUCGACAUCCAACUACACCAAUCCCGCUUCUCCUUUGCCAACCACCCCCUCCCCUGAUUCCAUCACCAACACACCCCCCCACAACGAAUCCCCCCCAAUCCACCUCUCCAUCUCCCUCUGUCACACUCACACCCCCAACCCCACUGCCUCCACCCCAUGCUCUCUCCGCACCAUCACCUCUACAAGUCCCCCACCCCCCCCCCCGCCUAUCUCUCAACCCCACCCAAAGUCACCCACCCCUCCCCCCCCUCACACCCCCCCAAGUCCAUCCCUGCCUCUCACUCCAAGCAUCCCCAAUCCCACCCACAUCACCCCCCCGUAUCCCCCCCCCCCAACUCCCCCCCGACCUCUCGCAUCACAGCCCCCCCCCACCCGCACCCACCCCCCCUCUCCAAGUUCACCCCCUCGAACUUUCCCUCCCCCCGAGUCCCGCCCCCCCUCGCCUCCCACACCCCCUCCCCAACUCCCCCCAAGCGAGGCCAUCCUCCCCACCUCCACCACCCCCCCAUCCCUCCUCCCAUCCCACCCCCACUGCCCCAUAAAAUAUUGA
Messenger RNA from Homalodisca vitripennis (glassy-winged sharpshooter), 687 nucleotides. RefSeq names its product vegetative cell wall protein gp1-like. The coding region runs from base 1 to 687 and encodes 228 amino acids. The record is from RefSeq and is a predicted model, not a curated record. Lineage: Eukaryota; Metazoa; Arthropoda; Insecta; Hemiptera; Cicadellidae. The transcript has a single exon.